This is a messenger RNA of Amphibalanus amphitrite, 1359 nucleotides long. RefSeq names its product glutamate receptor ionotropic, kainate 4-like. Gene Ontology annotation, cellular component: membrane. NCBI's taxonomy places the organism in Eukaryota, Metazoa, Arthropoda, Thecostraca, Balanomorpha, Balanidae. Bases 1 to 1359 code for a protein of 452 amino acids. The record is from RefSeq and is a predicted model, not a curated record. The transcript has 2 exons. Gene Ontology annotation, molecular function: glutamate-gated receptor activity.
AUGAACAGCUCGUUACUGACACCAGAAUCCCCACCUUCCUUCGACAUCUCUCGGUCCUCCCCCAUCAGUGACGAGCUUCGUCUGGCGGCUCUCCACGAUCCGCCCUACCUCUUCAUCAACCAACGGGCUGACAGAGGUCUCCGCUACGACGGCCUUCUCUGGGACCUGUGGCAGCUCCUGGCUGAAGGCCUACAGCUGCGCUACCGCAUCAUACCUCUAUGGGACGGUGGGUAUGGCCAUCGUAGUGCCAACGGGACCUGGUCCGGCCUCGCUGCUGAGCUGGUGUACAACCGCGCUGAUGUGGGACUUAGCUGGAUAGCACACAGUCCCGAGCGAGACAAAGUGAUUGACUAUGUGGACACAGUGCCGAUUGAUAUCUCUGAGGAGACGUUUCUUGUGCGUCAGGGACCUGAAGAGGAGCUGAGGCUGGACGUCAAGGUGAUGCUGAGCCUGCUAGAGCCGCUGAAGCCCCAGGUGUGGUGGACGCUGGUGGCUUCGCUGCUGGUCAUCGCGAUGGUUCUGAGGCUGACGUUGCGGUAUGAGGAGAGGGAAUUCGGCAACAAUUUCAGAACGGGAUGGGGCGGAAGGAAGAUGGAGAACAGCCGCACAUCAAGCAAGAGCCGUGAAAAGGAUGGCUGGGAGCACUCCCCUAACCGCCUCUCACCGCGCCUGGUGAGCCUCUCGGCCUGGCUUCUUGGGAUCAUCAUCUACACGAGCUACACGGCUAACCUGACUUCUCACCUGGCCGCCAGUCACCCAGGCUUGCCACUGGAGAGCCUGGACGACUUCGCGAAGCAGUCUGACUGGAAGUUCGCCUGUGAGCCUGGCCAGCUUCAGAUCGGUGUCUGGGCGGCGAGCCAUGACCCUGUCGAACGCGAGCUGAGUCGACGGUACGAGCAACGUGAUCGACUGCUUGUAGCCAACCUCUCCGGACCGGAGGAGCAGCUGACCGCCCUGCUGCGACCCAAGGUGAUGUUGUACAUAGAUGCCCGCAAACUUCGUCGCUGGCUGGGGCAAAGAAGCUGCUCUCUGGUUCCUCUGCCACGUGCGCCUCCGAGUGUGCCACUGAAAGGGUAUCUGACCGUCUCCAAGAAGCUACCCGCCCUGAAGAAAGCCCUCAAUGAGGAGAUGCUUCGUCUCGCAAGCACGGGCGUCUUGCAGCGGCUGAAGAAUCAGUGGCUGAGCGUUCAAAAGUCGAUGUGCAAGCGACAGCCUGCGUUUCGUCAGGUGACGCUGGGUAACCUGAUGGGUGUGGUGGCUCUGGUGCCACUGGCGAUAGCUGUAAGUUUGGUCCUUCUGGGGCUGGAGUUGGUGUGGUCCGUCACAAUAAACCACGCGUUUGUUUCGAUGUGGGGGUGA